This is a messenger RNA of Plasmodium vinckei vinckei, 6549 nucleotides long. Its product is annotated as transcriptional coactivator ADA2, putative. The record is from RefSeq and is a predicted model, not a curated record. Lineage: Eukaryota; Apicomplexa; Aconoidasida; Haemosporida; Plasmodiidae. Gene Ontology annotation, molecular function: transcription coactivator activity; zinc ion binding; chromatin binding. The coding region runs from base 1 to 6549 and encodes 2182 amino acids. Gene Ontology annotation, cellular component: nucleus. The transcript has a single exon. Gene Ontology annotation, biological process: chromatin remodeling; regulation of transcription by RNA polymerase II.
AUGAAUAAUGUGUAUAAAUAUGAUGAGUUAUAUUCAUGUGCAUUAAAACCAUAUGAAAACAAUGCAAUUAGCAAUUCUUAUAUAAAUAAUACAGAACAGUUGAUAAAAUUUUACGAGUAUUUACUCGGACUACAUAUUAUUCAAACACUUUUGAUAAAACAUGGAGAAGCAUUAAGUAAAGAGAAAUUAAAAAGGGGACCAAAUGAUAUGUAUAAUUAUGUAAAUGGUCAAAAUAAUAACAAUGUAAAUAAUAUCCAAAUUAAUAACCACAACAGUGAUAAUAAAAAUGAUAAAAUAAAUUUGAUUACUAAUAAUAUUAUCAAUACAAUAAAUAAUUCUAAAACAUGUAACAAUGUUGCUACAAAUAGGUGUAUUAUGUCUAGUGGUUAUUACAAUAAUAAAAAUGAGAGUAAGCUAACAAAAUUUGAUUCAGUAAAUUAUGAUAUAUCAUUUUAUAACAAUAAAAUUAUAAAUAAAGAAAUAAAUAACUUUUCAGAAGAAGGAAGAAUUAAACUUUCGUAUGAUCAAGAUAAUGAUAAUAAGUUUGUUUUAAAUUAUAAAAAAAAUACUACUUGCAAUUAUGUAAGUAGUAAUAAUGGUAAACAAAAUGUGUUUGCUAUUUUAGAUGGGGCAAAAAAAAAAAUGAAAAUAUCAAGUAUGACAGAUAAUGGAAUUGUAGCAAAAAAUUAUGACAAGAUAAAUGAAAAAAAACAAAAAGUUAUUAUUCAUAAUAAUUUCCCAUUAUUUAUAAAUCAAAUAAAGUCAAUAGUUACAUUUAAAAAUUUACAAAAAAACAUUUUCUUAUAUAAUAUAUUAAACAAUUUUAAAGAAGUGGUAUAUAUCAACAAAAUGAUAAAAUGCCAAGAGUCUUAUUUUAUUUUGAAUAAAAAUAUUGAGUUAAUUAUUAUAUCAGAUGAAAUAAAGAAAUUUAGAAUGUUUAAGUAUAUUUUUGAAAUAAAAAAAAUAUCGAAUAAAUAUAUUUUUCAUUUAAUAUAUAUAGACAAAAAUAUUUAUCGAUUUAUUAACUAUUUUUUAUGUAAAAAAUAUGUAAGGGUUAUAAAAAAUGGGACUAUGAAUAUAUCAAACAAUAGAAUAAGUGACAGCAUUAAAUAUAAUUUGUUUGAAAAUUUUCAUCAAGCUUUUGGAAAAUUAAUUCAUAAUAUGAAAAAAAAAAGUUAUACUACUAAUAACCUAAUUGAAUUAGUCAAAGAAGAAAUGAUAAGAAUGGAAAAUAUUUGUAUAUCCUUAUCUUGUUCUCACAAAAUAAAUGAUAAAAUUAUUUCCAUUUUAUUUCACUACAUUUUUAAACUAAUAAAACUAUAUAUUGAUGUAAAAAAUAAAUUUUCACUAGACCCCAAAAAGAAUAUAAGACAUGUUAAAUAUAUUUAUAAAUUUUUAUUAUUUUUCCUUUUUAAUAUGUUCAAACGAUAUAAUAAUAUAUAUAAAGAAAUGGAAUUAAAAAUAUUUUUAAAUAUAGAGGAAGAUAUUGAUCGUUAUAAAUUUUGUAGUCAAAAUAAAAAAACGAUUUUUAAUAUUAAACAUAUUUUCCCAUAUAUUAACAAUUUUAAAUGUGAUAGAAAAUUAUUAAAUAAGUUUGAACAUAAUUUAAAGUAUAUAAUAAAAUAUAAAAUAAAUAAUGGUAAAAAAUACUCCCCAAGAUGUUGUAGUAAUAUGAAUGAUGGUGAUAAUAAAAAUUAUAAUUAUUCAAACAAUAACUACUCGAAUAAUAAUUCGAGAGAUGUGAAUAAUAAUAACUUGGGAAAUUAUGAUGGCAAUAAAUUUUUUGGGAAUGGCAAUGAUGGUAUGGAUGCAGGAGGUACUGGAGGGGGAGGAGAUGAUAAUAGUAACAGUAAUAAUCAUAAUAAUAAUAAUGGCAACAAUUAUUAUGAUUCAGAUGAGGAAGAUGAAAAAAGGAAAAAUGGCAAUAAAAAUAAUUUAGAGGAUAAAUUAAAAAAUGGAAAUACAUAUAAUAAUGAUAUGAAUAAUGGAAAUUAUAAUAAUAUGGAUGAUAAUAUAAACAAAAAUAAUGAUAUGUUUGUAAAUAAUUUUUCAAAUAUGGAUAAUAAAGUAGAGGGUGGGUUUAAUAGAAAUCCAUCAGCUUCAUUAAGUGAUAAAGGAGGAAUGAUACCAGAAGGGGUAGCAGAUAUGAAUAAUCAAAACUUAAAUCAUAUUAAUUAUAAAAAUGUAAAAAAUAUGGUGAAUACCCCUGGAAUGAUACCACAUGGAGGACCUAAUGCAGAAAUGAAUAAUAGAAUUGGAAAUCCAUCAUUAAAUCAAAUGAUGAAUACAAACAAUAAUAGUAAUGCAUAUAUUCCUCCUGAUUCAUUAAUGCAUGAUAUGAAACAAUCAUCACAAUUAUUAAAACAAAAACAAAAUUUAUAUAAUCCUGGUACUCAAAAUAUGGGUGAUAAUAAGAAUGAUAAUAAUAAAUUAAAUAAUCCUACACAAGCAAAUAGAAAUAAUAGUAAUAAUAUUGUUCCUCCUAAUUUUAUGCAAAAUCCAUUACAUCAACAAUUUCAAAUGCAACAGCAAUUAAAUUUGCAGCAAUUGCUACAUGAACAAAAUAUGCAUCAAUAUAAUAUGAUGCAAGGAAAUCAAGGUAAAUUUCCAAAUCAACCACAAUUACAAAAGCAAGGAAAUAAUCCGUCAUUAUUAAAUAUUUCUCAAAUGGUCCCUAUGAAUCCAAAUGAUCAAAGAAAUGUUAUGGUUCCUCAAAAAAUUCCAAGAACCCCAAUACCUUCUGGUAAUCCAGCUGAAUCAGUAAAUAAUAAUCAACGAAAUUCAACUGCUGGUGUUAAUCCAUCAUUAAUUCCUAAUCAAGCAAAUCAUGCCAAUCCAGCCUCUAUGAAAUUUCCAUAUAAAGGAAAUAAUCCACCUCAAAAUAUAAAUAAUCCUAAUAUUGCUGGUAAUAAUGUUCCUCAACAAGGAAUGGGCCCACAUCACCUUCAGCAAGUACAACAACCACCCAUGCAACAUAUGCAGCAACCUCAAAGAAAUAGCUUACAAGCAAAUCCAGCUAAUAAAUCAAAUAUGCAACAUAAUUUAAUGCAAAUGCAUCCGCAAAAUCCUCAAUACAUGAUGCAAGGAAAAAACCCUAAUCCACAACAGUUAAUGCAACAAUCCCAACCAAAUAUGCAAAAAGUUCAACAUCAAUUAUUUCAAUAUGCACAAGGUGUACAACAACAAAUGAUUCCACCUCAAAAAAAUAUGAAUCCGGCAUCUAUGAAUCCACAAAUGAAUAGACAACAAAACCAUAUGCCACCAAUGGGGGGUAGUGGUGCAUCAACAACUCAUGGACCAUUAAAUCAACAAAAUGUUCCUCAAUUUAUGCAUAAUAAUAAUCCGAUGCAUCCAUAUCAACCCCAUAAUCCACAAUUUUUACAAAGAAGCCCAGCAUCAGGGCAACCAGUUUCACAUCAACAAAUUCCUUUUGAAUGGAUGCACAACCCAUAUUUGCAACAACAAUAUCUUUUACAACAAUGUCACUUAACACCUCAACAAUUAUAUAUUCAGCAGCAGCAACAAAAACAACAUAAUCUUUUACAGCAAAAACAGCAAACAAUGAUUCAACAUCAACAACAAGGUAUACCUUCGAUACUUAUCAAUCAGCAAAAGCAAGGAGGAAUGCCAAUGCAUCCUAAUAAUCCCCAACAACAGCAAAUGCAACUUUUGGCACUUCAGCAUGUGAAUUUUCCAUUUAAAGAAAAUAUGCCUGUAAAUUUUCAUCAACAAAUGUAUAAAGAUAAUAUAAUAGGAAUAAAUACAAAUUUCGAUUCAAUGCAAAAUUUAAAUGAAAUGCAAAGAAUGAAUAAUGAAUGGGUAAAAGGAAGAAUAUUAAGUGUCGCAAACAAUAAUAAUAAUGCUUCUAUAGAGGGUGUACCAGAAGAUGACAUAUUUGAUAGUAAUUAUCAUUGUGAUAUUUGUAAUAAAGAUAUAACACAUACUAUUCGUAUAAGGUGUGCUGAUUGUGUUGAUUUUGAUUUAUGUAUAAAUUGCUUUAGUAGUGGUAAAGAAAUAAAAUCGGAAAAAUGUGAGCAUUAUAAUUAUCACAAUUAUAUUCCAAUACCUAAGUAUGAUUUUCCCUUAUAUAAAUUAAAUUGGAGUGCCGAAGAAGAACUAUUAUUAUUAGAUGGUAUAAGUAAGUAUGGUUUUGGUAAUUGGGAACAAGUAGCAGAUUUAGUAAAUUCAGUAGCAAAAAUCCCUAAAACAAAUAAAGAAUGUGAAAGCCAUUAUUAUAAUUAUUAUUUAAAAUCUAGUUGUGCACCUUUACCCGAUAAUAAAAGAUUAUUAAUAAAACCGGAUGGAAGUCCAUAUGAUAUUGAGCAUGUUAUAGAAAAAGAUAUAAAUGAAAAUGAAGAUUAUGCACAAACAAAAAAUAAAAAAAAUACAAGAACCCAAAUUAUUGGAUAUUGGCCAUUAAGAGGUGAUUUUGAUAUAGAAUAUGAUAAUGAUGCUGAGUUAUUAUUAGCUGAUAUGGAAUUUAAAGAAUCUGAUUUACCUCAACAAAAAGAAUUAAAAUUACAAGUAUUAGAAAUAUAUAAUUCUAAAUUAGAUGAAAGAAUUUAUAGAAAACGAACUGUUAUUGAAAGAGGUUUGUUAGAUACAAAAUCUCAAUUACAAAAAGAUAAAAAAAGAACAAAAGAAGAAAAAGAAUUAUAUACUGCUCUUAAACCUUUAUCUAGAUUCCUUUCUCCUCAACAUCAUGAAUAUUUUAUACAAUUAUUAUUAGAAGAGCAAAAAUUGCGUCAAAGACUAACUAAAUUACAAGAAUGGAAAACUUUGGGAUUACAAAAUAUUGAGCAAGUACAAGAAUAUGAAGUCGAAAAAAAUAGACGAGCAAAAGAAUCGAUAAAACAACAACAAGAAAAUACUGAAAAUAAAAUUACAAAAUCUUUUAAAAGUUCAAAGAAUGAAUAUAAAAUUAAAAGUGAAGAAUUUGAAGAUAAUAAUGAUAAAAAAUUAAAUAUAGAAACAUUUUUAGCUUUAGAUUUAUUAAAUGAAAAAGAGGUUGAAUUUUGUAAAGAUAUGAAACUCCCAAUAUUAUUCUUUUUAUUAAUUAAACGAUUAUUAAUUAUGGAAGUAAGUAAUACAAGUAUUAGUAUGUUGAAAGAUAUUAAUGAAUUAAAAUUAAAAGGAUAUAAAGUGGGACAACUUUAUGAUUUUUUCUUAAGUUUUGAUUUAAAUCAAAAAGAUGAAAAUUUGAUAAGUGAUAUUACAGGUCCUGGUGGUGAUGAUAAUUAUGAUGACAAAUAUCCACAUUUUAAAAAAGGUGAAGAAAAAAAGAAAAGGGGAAGACCACACAUUGAUUUUAGUUCUGUAGAUGGAAUAGAAAAAAAUGAAAUGAAUGAUCAUAAUAUUGGAACUGGUACAAAUAAUCAAAGCGGUAAUUAUAAUAAUGCAAGUGGAUAUAACAACAAAAUGAACAAUGCUAAAAAUUCAACACAUAUAAAUAGUAUAGGGGGUGAUAGUUCCCAAAAUUUCGAAGCAAAUAAAAUAAGUGAAAAAAACGAUGAUUCUACAGUAAAUGAUAAAAAUAAUUUGAAUAAUGAAAAUAGCAAUGAUUUAUAUUUGUCGGAAAAAAAUAAUUCAACAUUAAAUGAUAUGAAUGAAGAAGUAGAAGGGAUUGGGAAAAGAGGUAGAGAUAAAAAAAACAAAAAAGAUGAAAAAAAAAACUCGCAAUUAUUAGAUACAUCAAAAAAUAGUGAUGUAUUUAAUGGAUUGGAGCAAGAAAAUUCAAAUACCCAAGAAAAUUUAUCUGAAAAAAAAAAAAAAAGUCCAAAAAAAAGAAAUAGUAUAAUUGAAACUGAAAAAGUCGAAAGUACUAAAAACACAAAUGAUACAGAAAAGGGAAAUACUAUGAAUUAUAAUAGUGACAAUGAUGAUGAUGAAGAUGAUAAAGAAAAUAAUAAUAAAGGAAAAAAAAAAACAAAUUUAAAAAAAAAAUCGAGCGAUAUCGUUAAUGAUACUACUAGUAAUGCAAAUAAAAAUGCGCAAAAUAAAAAAGAGGGAUCCGCAUGUAGUGCCAGUCUAUCGAAUAAUAAUAAUGACUCAUUACUGAGUAAGGGUGAUAAAAAAACAUCAACAAAAAAUGAUGAGUCUACAAAUAUUACAAAUGGAGAAGUUAAUGUGAAAAGAAAAGGUAGUAAUAGCAAGUUAAAGAAAGGUAGUAUUGAUUAUGAAUUAAAUGGAAAAGAUUUAAAAAAUAGUCGUCAUAUAGAUAUCGAAAAUGAAGAAACAGUAGCAGAAGAUAUUUUUGAAUCUACUAUUGAUGGUGAUGAUAAAAUAAAAAAAGAUAAAAAAUUGGCUAGUAACAAUACUGUAGCAUCAACAUCAUCUACACUAAGUAAAAAUGAUAAACAAAAAAAAAAUACCAAAUCUAAAAAUGAUCAUAAUGCAAGUACAGAUAUUAUGUCAUCAUCAAGUGUAGAGUCAACAAAAGAUCGUGACAAAAAAACUAAAAAUAAUGAUGACUCUUCUAAAAAAAAAACUAAUAAAAAAAGAACCCUUUCAAGUUUAAUAUUUAGCGCAAAAAAGGCCAUGAAAUUAUGA